CACAGAGGUGAAUGUAAUGUAACCGUCGUGCAAGAGAUUGCUAAUGUGGAGGUAUUUUUUACCUAUAUAAGCAAUCCUCGUAGUUCGCCAAAAUAUCGAUUCGCGUCGAACGACGCUUUUGACUGUUGGACUUAUGGAAUCCCAUGAUUGCAAAAAUGUUAAAAAUAUCUACAGGAGUCGGGACAAUGCGCGAUUCCGUUUUCAGAGGAAUCAGUCCAAACAUAAUUUACGAUGCCGUUUUAAAUAAUGUCAUUUUGUCAGUCAAAACGUUUUCAUUAACUUACGACAGUUUCGCCCGAGUCUUAAGCAUUUAUUAUGUGAUUUUACAAUCAUGACAAUGAACCGAAGUAGCGUUCCAGUUUAUAGCCUUUUAACAUGACAAUCAAACACGUGUUCGUGACAUGAUCACGUGUUUCGCAACGCUGAUGACACACACUGCGGUAUAAAAUAAACGUACGUGUACCCACGCGGUCACAUAUUAAAUAAGAAUAGCUGAAGAAAACAUACCGCUAGAAUACGAUUUUUACACUAUUGGUUCUUAAUAUCGCAUGGGUACGCGAGAUAAUACACACAGUAACGAAGGUAAGUGUAUGAAUAUUGAAUGGGAAAGGCUGAAAUCGUUCGAACGGUUCCCGUCUGAGCCAAGCGUAAGCUUUAUUCGCUUAGCUCAGGACGGUUUCUUUUACGACGGUCAAGGAUCGGAUGUUGUCUGUUUCUGUUGCCAUGCGACAUAUAGACCUAAAGACUGGGGAGAUAAUAUUCGGGCGAUUCACAAAACUGUGUCACCAGCGUGUGUUUUUGUGAAUGGUGGACACACGAACAAUGUUCCUAUUCGUGAAACAAACUUUAAUUUAAACAACGACGCUGAAAACAAUCGAAACACUGAAUAUACGUCAGGUGCUUCGAGUGAUAUUGAUCGAUCGGCCAGUGGUGGGCCACAAGACUUGGUGAACAGGGAAGAUGCAGAUAUCAGACACAAAAAAGAAAAUAUUACAACGCGCUCAAGUAAUGACGAAAUCCCCCAAGGAAAUGAUGAAUAUUCCAGAAAAACAGAUACUGAAAAGGUGGCAGCAGAAAAUGAGAAACUGCGAUCAGAGAUAAUGUGUAAAAUAUGUAUGGAUAGGGAUGCUUGUGUCGUGUUUCUACCAUGUGGCCACAUGGCAACGUGUGAAGUCUGCUCUAAGGCGCUAAGAAAGUGUGCCAUGUGUAGGACUGUGAUCAGGAGAACUAUUAAGUCCAUCAUAUAUUAGAUUAUCGGGUAAGACCAACAACGGGUUAAAUAAUAGCACGCGUUUCAAUUUUAGCGUGACUACGGAUGUACCUUAAUAGGACUAUGGAAUGGCGGUGGAACAGGACCGAGAACAUCUAUAUUAAGCCGCGAAGUGACUUGCGUACUAAGACUGGCCUGUCCUGCUGUGGUUAAACAAUCAAUUGCACACUAUCAGUAGCUUAUACAUAUACCUUAAUUUAGCUGUUGAGCAACCGGAUUAUGUUCUUCCGAUGUGAAGGAUGGGAAAUAUCUUACGAUAUAAAGUAUAUUAUACACAUAUUGUUUGUAUCAGCUAGUCAAUUUUUUUAAAUGGGCAUUCAUUAUUAUGAUGUGUUGUUAAAUAUGUCAAAGUGUUUGUUUAAUGUAUUGGUCGCUUGACCUUUUCAUUACUUCAGUCUUGUAAGUAUGAUUGUUUACUUAUUUAUGUGUUUG
Molecule: messenger RNA, 1702 nt
Organism: Dreissena polymorpha
Lineage: Eukaryota; Metazoa; Mollusca; Bivalvia; Myida; Dreissenidae
Product: E3 ubiquitin-protein ligase XIAP-like
Exons: 1
Coding region: 549-1250 (233 amino acids)
Biological process (GO): regulation of cell cycle
Cellular component (GO): nucleus; cytoplasm; spindle microtubule
Source: RefSeq, a predicted model, not a curated record